CAUCUCACCCCUCUGCUGGCAAGAGGGGAUCUGAUUCAUCCUCUCACUCAACACUCAUUCUACUCAACUGAUUAAGACCCCUCAGAAGAGAAACUGAAACUUCUCUGCCUUUGAACUACAACAGUGAAUGAACAGUCCCUCUCAAUUGAUUCAAAAUGUUUGUCUCACCCAGGAGAUGGAACUCACGAAGGGCUUCUCUGGCCAACGGACAUUCAUAUCUGCAGCCCUCAGCCUGCUAUCACUCAGCCUCUCCACAACAUCCCUGCUCAGCAGCUCCUGGUUUGUGGGCACACAGAAGGUGCCUAAGCCCCUGUGCGGAAAAAGUCUGGCAGCCAAAUGCUUUGACAUGCCAAUGUCCCUGGAGGGCAGCUUCCCCAACGCAUCAACCCCGGAGGUGGUUCAAUACAGCUGGGAGACUGGGGAUGACCGGUUCUCCUUCCUUACCUUCCGGAGUGGCAUGUGGCUAUCCUGUGAGGAAACCAUGGAAGAACCAGGGGAGAGGUGCCGAAGUUUCAUUGAACUCACACCACCAGCCGAGAGAGAGAUCCUCUGGUUAUCACUGGGAGCCCAAAUCACGUACAUUGGCCUUGAGUUCAUCAGCUUCCUCCUGCUCCUGAUGGACUUGCUGCUCACGGGGAACCCUGGCUGUGGGCUUAAGCUGAGCGCCUUUGCAGCCAUUGCCUCYGUUUUGUCAGGCCUUCUGGGGAUGGUGGCCCAUAUGAUGUAUUCCCAAGUCUUCCAGGCAACUGUCAACGUGGGUCCAGAAGACUGGAGACCACAUUCUUGGAAUUAUGGCUGGGCCUUCUACACGGCCUGGGUUUCCUUCACCUGCUGCAUGGCAUCUGCUGUCACCACUUUCAACACAUACACCAGGAUGGUCCUGGAGUUCAAAUGCAGACAUAGUAAGACCUUCAAAGAAAACCCAGGUUGCCUACUCCAUCACCACCGGUGCUUCCCUCAGCAGCAGUCAUGUACAACCCACCCCGGAGGUCCUCCCACAAGCUACCACCAAUACCACAACCAGCCCAUCCACUCCAUCUCCGAAAGUGCUGACUUCUACUCAGCACUACAAGACCAGAGAUUUCAACAAGGGACCAGCCAGGAGCUGAAAGAAGUGGUUGGGUCAUCCAUAGAAGAGCAGUGCUAGUAGUUAAGUGGGUUUGGAGAGCAGGCUGAGCCCAACCUUACACAAUUUGUUCAUUAUAAACAUCAGCUUAAGCCAAA
This is a messenger RNA of Urocitellus parryii (Arctic ground squirrel), 1224 nucleotides long. It is a transcript of the gene Gsg1, whose product is annotated as germ cell associated 1. Gene Ontology annotation, cellular component: plasma membrane. The record is from RefSeq and is a predicted model, not a curated record. NCBI's taxonomy places the organism in Eukaryota, Metazoa, Chordata, Mammalia, Rodentia, Sciuridae.